Messenger RNA from Ciona intestinalis (vase tunicate), 1306 nucleotides. Lineage: Eukaryota; Metazoa; Chordata; Ascidiacea; Phlebobranchia; Cionidae. The record is from RefSeq and is a predicted model, not a curated record.
AACACACGUGUGCAGACUGCAAUUGGCAGACUGAUGUUUUGUUAUCGGUAAAUGUUUCGGUAUCAGAAAAGUGUAUAAGUACAAGCAGACUGAUUAAAAGUUUAAAGCGACGCUUUUAAACAACAACAAAUGCCACAAGGAAAACUGAAAACAAAGGUUAAAGUACCGAGCGCAGCGAAAAAGAAAAAAACAUCAAAUAAGAAAUUAAACACCUUAAAAAAAGGAUCUCGAACAAUAGCUCCGAAAAAAGCAAACUUAGUUGCAACAGCAAGGCUUAAAAAGAAUUUGAGCCAAAGCAUUAACAAACAUAUUGAGAAAGAAGUUAUCUUACAAGCGGGAAAAAAUAACGUUGGAUUAAAGGUGGUUGAAAAAUCAGCCAAAGAUCCAGAAAAAAAGAAAACCGAAUAAAGAUGAGUAAGAAGUCCAAAGAAGAUCCUGAUGUUUCCUCCAGUGAUGAAGGGGAAGAUGGGAUGAUGAUGGUGGAAGAUGGGGAGAAAGUUGAUGUGGAUUUUGAAGGCUUCCCAUUAUCUGACAGUGACUUUGAUGGAAUUCGACAACUUCUGACACAACUUCUUUCAUCUUCUGUUGAUAUUAACUUAUCUAAACUAACUGAAUCCUUGAUUGGACAAAACUUUGUGGGCACUGUUUUAAAACAGAGUGAGACUGGUUCAGAAGCAGCAUCACCAGAAGAGGACGAAGUAUUUGCUCUUGUGACUUGUCUCCCUAUCAUCCCACAAGAUGAACUUCAAAAAUCGAUUGUAAAACAUUUUAUAAGCAAGUGUAAAAGCAGCAGUGCUUCCUCUGAAACAAAAAAGGAAUUUACAAAAAUUCUCCAAGCUUGUGCAGAGAAGGGUGAACCAACAGGAUUUUUAAUAAACGAAAGGUUUAUAAAUGUCCCAUCUCAGGCGGCACUACCGAUGUUUGAAAAGCUGUUCUCAGAACUUGAAAGCGCUAAAAACUCCAAUCAUAAAGCAAACUAUAAUUUUACUCACUAUGUUAUAAUUUGUAAAAUAUGCCGGGACUUUGCAACACAAGAUUCUGACACAAUGUACAUGAAUGCAGAAGAAGAGAUUUUCGCAGAAGAGUCUCUGACAUCAUUCGAUUACCAAAUACCUACUGAUGACGUCAUGAAGACAAGACGUGUACUGCUGUUAACAAAGAAAAACUUUGAACGUUCGUUUGAAAAAUUAAAAUCGGUGUUGGCGCAAUAAAAUGUGUAUGUCGAUAUAACAUGUCAUGUCCAUUAUUUUACAGGAACAAUGUCACAAGUUGUUGUUUACCAACCAAUAAAGCUAUUUUUAGAGGC